Messenger RNA from Ceutorhynchus assimilis (cabbage seed weevil), 1272 nucleotides. Lineage: Eukaryota; Metazoa; Arthropoda; Insecta; Coleoptera; Curculionidae. The record is from the annotation of a GenBank genome assembly.
AUGGUUCUAAACAAAAUUCAUCCUACCACGUUUUUGAAAUCGAGCAAAAAUUUGCAAAAUGCAUAUCGACUGCUGUCUGGCAAAUCACCCCAAAAAGUGGCGUUCAAUUGGGAAGAUCCUUUAAAUUUAGAAUCUCAACUAAAAGAAGAAGAGAAGCUUAUUCGGGAUCAAUUCAGGAACUAUUGUCAAGAAAAGUUGAUGCCUAGAAUAGUGAAAGCCAAUCGUCAUGAAAUCUUUCACAGGGAAAUCAUGGAGGAAAUUGGAGAAAUGGGUGUUCUAGGUUGCACAAUCCAAGGAUAUGAUUGUGCAGGAGCCUCUAAUAUAGCCUAUGGAUUACUCACUAGAGAAGUUGAAAAGGUAGAUAGUGCAUACCGAUCUGCCGUUAGUGUCCAAUCAUCAUUAGCAAUGGGAGCUAUUUAUAUGUAUGGAUCUGAAGAGCAAAAGCAGCAAUAUUUACCUUUGAUGGCCAAAGGUCAGCUUAUUGGAUGUUUUGGCCUCACAGAACCAAAUUAUGGAAGUGAUAUUGGAAAUAUGGAAACUAAAGCCAAAUAUGACUCAGCAUCUAAAAUGUACACGUUAAAUGGAAGUAAGACAUGGAUUACAAAUUCGCCUGUAGCGGAUAUAUUGAUCGUGUGGGCAAGAUGUGAGGAUGGCAAAAUUCGUGGAUUUAUUAUAAACAGAAAAGAACAUGGCGAUGGUUUGAGUACACCGAAAAUUGAAGGAAAAUUCUCCCUUCGAGCAUCAAUGACUGGGAUGAUUUUAAUGGAUAAUGUAAAAGUGCCUGAAGAUCAUCUUUUGCCUAAUGUUCAAGGAAUGAGCGGACCUUUCGGGUGUUUGAAUAAUGCGCGGUACGGAAUUGCCUGGGGUGCUUUAGGGGCAGCAGAAAGUUGUUUGUCGAUUGCUAGACAAUAUACAUUGGAAAGACAUCAAUUCAAGCGUCCUCUAGCGCAAACUCAAUUAAUGCAGAAGAAAUUCGCUGAUAUGAUAACAGAUAUUUGUUUAGGCCUUAUGGGAUGUUAUCAAGUUGGUAGACUUAAAGACAAAAAUUUGCACACUCCUGAAAUGAUUUGUUUACUAAAACGCAAUAAUGCUGGAAAAGCGCUAGAUAUUGCAAGAACUGCUAGAGAUAUGCUUGGAGGCAAUGGGAUCCAGGAUGAAUACCAUAUUAUAAGACAUGUAAUGAAUCUAGAAGCUGUUAAUACUUAUGAAGGAACUCAUGAUGUCCACGCAUUGAUUCUUGGCAGAGCUAUAACUGGAUUGUCGGCGUUUUAA